AGUAGAAUUGGAAACGAGUUUGUUUUAAUUUUUUGUGGAGUAAAGAAAGCAUACUGACUGAACUAAAUAGGUUACCAAACUCCCAGUCGUCUGAAAUAUGUCUAAACUACAGUUGUUUCAUGUGUUUUUAAAUGAGCGUUUAACGGAGGCUGCUGUGGAGAUUUUCUGGGCAGUUGAGAAAACUUUUGUGGAGUACCAGGAAGAGAAUGGUCGGCUACGGAGACUGCUGCGGAUCACACCGGAGAUAAAACUGUGUCGAAUAGGCUCCUUGCAGCGCUCUCUCUCUGUCUCUGAAGAGGUUUCCUGUAUGAAAAGUGAAUGUGAUCAGAAGGACCCACGUCAAGAAGCCAUACUAGCUGAAUGCCCAACUCUCAGUCCACUGAAAACGUCUAAACUACAGUCGUUGCAUGUGUUUUUAAAUGAGCGUUUAACUGCGGCUGCUGUGGAGAUUUUUGGUGCGGUUGAGAAAACGGUAGUGGAGUACCAGGAGGAGAAUGAUCGGCUACGGAGACUGCUGCGGAUCACACCGGAGAUAAAACUAUGUCGAAUAGACUCCAUGCAGCUCUCUGUCUCUGAAGAGGAGGUUCCCCCUGAGCAGCAGCACUGUGAGCAGGAGUGGAGCCCCAGUCUGGGGCAGGAGGACCCAGAGCUCAUACAGAUGAAAGAGGAACUCAGGACCAGUCAGGAGGAAGAGCAGCUUCAAGGGCUCUUUGAUACCAAAGACUUCAAAUUCAUUCCUUCAGGUGUGAAAAGUGAAUGGGAUCAGAAGGACCCACUUUGGUCCUUGACUCUUCCCCAAACUCAGACUGUGGAGAACAGAGAGAGUGACUCUAAACCAGUGGAUCUCAAACCUUUUGGCACUGUGACCCACCUAAAGGGUCUUGACAUUCCCUGUGACCCUCCAGAUAAUCAGAACAAUGCCUCCAGCCACAGCUCAGCCAUAAGCAGUGACCCAGUAGAACUUGACAGCAGCCCACCAUUGGAUCCCAGCCCACCAUUGGAUCCCAGCCCACCAUUGGAUCCCAACCCACCAUUGGAUCCCAACCCACCAUUGGAUCCCAGCCUACCAUUGGAUCCCAGCCCACCAUUGGAUCCCAGCCCACCAUUGGAUCCCAGCCCACCAUUGGAUCCCAGCCCACCAUUGGAUCCCAGCCCACCAUUGAAGAAACACUGUUCCAAACCCAGCACCACGUCUAGAAAAACUCACCGCUGCCAUAACUGUGGUGAUACGUUUGCUCUGAUAGCUGAUCUGCAGUGGCAUGUGACUCUUGCCAAGAACAGACCCAGCGAAUGCCGUUACAACUCCACCAAAACGUUACAUCUCCACCUGUAAACUGAAGGCCCAUGUCCGACUCUGCCACAGUGGGAAACCCUGCACCUGCCCUGUUUGUUGCAAGACCUUCAAAUACAAAUAAGUUCUGUCCAGGCACACAGGAGAGAAACCAUUUAGCUUUGGUGACUGUGGGAAAAGCUUCAGCGUUAAGGGGAACCUUACCAUGCAUAAACAGACUCACACAGGGGGGAAAAAAAACAUUUAGCUGUGGUGACUGUGGGAAAAGCUUCUAUCAGAAGGGGAACCUAACCGCUCACAAACUGAUUCACACAGGAGAGAAACAACAUGGCUGCUCAGUCUGUGGUAAAAGAUUCACUCAGAAGGCUCGUCUGCUGAAGCAUAUAGAUAAUAUCCACAAGGAAAGGAAACGGGUUGAAAACGGAUACAAUAAAGAGAAUUAGGACAACGAGAUCUUAUGUAAGAAGAUGGGAAUUAAAAGGCAGGAUGUCGACCUCAGUCUUUAGGAAAGAAACUUGACCAGAUAAACAGAUAUAUUGGCACUUUUCUUAAAUAAUUCUCUAUUUCUUCUAAAAUAAGUUCAAAUUGAAAGAAACUUUUGGUCUAAACACCUUAGUGGAUUUUCAACAUCCUAGUAGAACCAAUUUAAUAUUUCUAAAAUAAAGUUUACUAUUUUUUUUUUGACAAAAGGCAUGUUUCACUAUAACUAAGCCUACAACAUUUUUUUUUUUUUUUUUUACUCAUUAAACAGUGAAACUCACAGGUCGUCCUUCAUUAGAAACAGGAAGCCCUGAUGGUUUGUCUUGUAAUGUCUCUCAGGUGAUGAACAAAUGAUCUGACUGUUAUUGAUACAUUAAAACAUGUAUACUUUCUAGGAAAUAUCUCUUCC
This is a messenger RNA of Coregonus clupeaformis (lake whitefish), 2180 nucleotides long. RefSeq names its product zinc finger protein 287-like. The transcript is spliced from 3 exons. Gene Ontology annotation, biological process: regulation of transcription by RNA polymerase II. The record is from RefSeq and is a predicted model, not a curated record. NCBI's taxonomy places the organism in Eukaryota, Metazoa, Chordata, Actinopteri, Salmoniformes, Salmonidae. The coding region runs from base 98 to 1333 and encodes 411 amino acids. Gene Ontology annotation, molecular function: RNA polymerase II cis-regulatory region sequence-specific DNA binding; DNA-binding transcription factor activity, RNA polymerase II-specific.